CUUAACACCACAUUACAAUGACACUUUCCCUAAGUAUACCCAAUAAUGUGUGGCCUCUUCAACAGAAGGAUGUGAAGAAAGCUAUGCAACAACCUUUAGGAUGAUAUGUAUCAAUCCAUCAAUUCAACAGAAUAAAGUCACUUGCUACAGCAAACGAUUUAAGGCUUAUCGCUUGGGAUGGCUAUUAAGAUGGACGGACAUGUAUCUCUUUUUGCCUAGAACAACUAGUGUAAAUACCCAGAAAAGAUCAAAGACGGAUUAAAUGCAUCUGGUCAUUUGGAUAGCUCUUGAGUUAGCGAGCCUUUUCUGUGCAUGUAAAUUGCGAUUUUCCGCACUAAUUACUGCAAUGUCAGACAUUAAACCCGAUGGAAUUUUUCUUUGAAUUUAAAAAAGGGAUUUAUCAGACCAAUGCAGUAGAGGGCAGCAGUGAUCAUUGCUUGAUACCGAACAUUACUGUUAAAUUUGUCAAAAGCUGUCCUACUACGGAGAAAGAGUGGAAUAAAGCAGCAGCUAUGAAAAAUUGUUCAGCGUAUGCUAACAUGUGCAAAGGUACAUAUAUGUACCACUGUUUACCUGACACACAUAAUAACGAAUUAGUUGAAGUGUGUGCGGAAGAAGAGUUCAUUCAUUUAGGUUCCUGUGCUGAAUUUAGUUCGAGUGCUCUUAAGAUAAUAUCGAACUACAAGACAAACUGUUCAGUAUUUCCCAACAACCCUUGCCCUAUUUCGUACAGUUCUACAACGGCAUUCAAAUAUCCUGGUUGUUUUGAAUUGAAAAAGUCAAGAAACGAAACACAAACUACUCCAUUAAAUACUUCGAGUAAAGUUAUUGACCAAACCAGAUUGUACCAUCAAAACAGUGCAUUCUAUAUCCACAAUGUGACGAGUGCUUUAAAAGGGACAUUAUGCUCUUUAUUUCUCCUGCUGACAUAUAAAAUAAUAAGUUUAUGUUAAUGUCGUGAAUGUCAUGAACGCGAAAU
Messenger RNA from Magallana angulata, 979 nucleotides. RefSeq lists its product as uncharacterized. Bases 366 to 953 code for a protein of 195 amino acids. Lineage: Eukaryota; Metazoa; Mollusca; Bivalvia; Ostreida; Ostreidae. The transcript has 6 exons. The record is from RefSeq and is a predicted model, not a curated record.